Plasmopara halstedii is the source of this 1143-nucleotide messenger RNA. Its product is annotated as RxLR-like protein. The transcript has a single exon. Gene Ontology annotation, biological process: carbohydrate metabolic process. Lineage: Eukaryota; Oomycota; Peronosporomycetes; Peronosporales; Peronosporaceae. Gene Ontology annotation, molecular function: hydrolase activity, hydrolyzing O-glycosyl compounds. The record is from RefSeq and is a predicted model, not a curated record. Bases 1 to 1143 code for a protein of 380 amino acids.
AUGGCCCCCCUGUCCAUUGCCCCCAUCGUCUUACUGUUGUCCUCGGCAUCAGCGUUAAGUCAGAAGCUUUACGGCAUUAACUACGACCUUCGCCAAGGCCCGGAUUGGGACCCUAACAAGUGCAAGGACGCGGAUACUAUCGCGUCAGACCUGAAGAUUUUAAGCAAUCUUACUUCCAAUGUGCGCACUUAUAGUCUCUCUGAUUGCGAUGUGACGGGCGUGCUAACAGCCGCAAAGGAUCUAUCGCUCACCGUUUGGCUUGGUGUCUGGGUUUCCGAGGACCCUAAGGUGUUCAAAGCUGAGGUUGAGGCUUUCAAGAAGCUUGUCGCUGCUGGUCAUAUCGACAGCAACAUCGUGGGAAUGAAUGUUGGCAGUGAAACCGUCUACCGUGGCGAUAUCUCAGCCACUCAGGCCAUUGAGUACAUCAACGACUUCAAGAAGGUCAUGGCUGAACACGACAUCUCCAUACCCGUCAGUAUCACGGAUAUUGUCGACACGUUCAUCCAGUACCCGGAUAUGCUUAAAGCCGGUGACAUUGUGACCAUCAACCAGUUUCCGUAUUGGGAAAAAAUAAAGGCCGACAAAGCUGUAGCUCAUUUUGAUAAGCGCAUUAAACCGCUACUUAAGCUGGCAGGUGAUAUGGAAGUAGUCAUUAGCGAGACGGGCUGGCCAACGGGUGGCUCAUCCAUCAAUGGAUCAGUGGCCUCAGAGGAGAAUGGUGCGAUCUAUCUCAACGACUUUUGUCAGUUGGCCGAGUCGAGAGGCUGGAAAUAUUAUUACUUUGCAGGCUUUGAUACGCCCUAUAAGGAGAAGCAAGAAGACGACCCGGCCACAGUCGAGUCGCACUUUGGUCUUUUUGAUGCAUCAGGAACCCUUAAGGCAGUCUACGAAAAUAUCGAGUUCACCAAAAAUGAAAAAUCACUUGAUGUGAGCAGCUCUGCAUCGACCGAUCCAUCGGGAUCGUUUGGAGAUUCGUUUGGCACUGGUACGGUCUCCGAGUCGAGUACGUCCGACACUUCCUCCUCUAUCGAAUCUUCCUCGCAAGUAGACACGUCUCCAUCGCCGGAUGCGGAGAACGGAUCAUCGCAACUGACGGCUGCCAGCUUCGCCACCAUUCUGGCCGUGAUGUACGCCAUAUUGUAG